UUGCAAGCAAGUAUUUGGGAGCAUCUGGGAGUGUAGAGGAUUGUUGAAACAAGAGAGAUUGUUUUGCUAAUUCCAGAGCAGCAAUGCAGGACAGUGAGUGCAUUGGUCUUCAGCUGGGACUUCAUUUGGAUAGAAAGAACACCUAUCUAAUUUUUUCAAUGUGCUUGGUUAUCAAACAAGAAGAAAAAUAGUAGAGAUUCUAAUGAAUAUCUCUGAAGUGGAGAGGAAAGAAAAGGAGAGCCUGUGAUAACUGCUUAUGAUAAUCCAGUUCUUGAGAAACCAUAGUAUUGAGAGAAGAUUUCAAGAUACUAAAUCUUAGAGAAAUGGCUUUCAUUUGUUUGGAUCUCAGAUGCCUAUUUAUCUUUUUAAUUUGCACAGAAUUUAGCUCUACUUUCUCUUCAAGCACAGAAAUAAAAGUUAAUCCUCCUCAGGAUUUUGUGAUAGUGGAUCCUGGAUAUUUAGGUUAUCUUUAUUUACAAUGGCAACCUCCACUGGCUCUGGAAAAUUUUAAGGAAUGCACAAUAGAAUACAAAUUACAGUACAGAAACAUCAAUAGCGAAAGAUGGAAAACCAUCAUUACUAAGAACCUGUAUUAUAAAGAUGGGUUUGAUCUUAACCAAGGGAUUGAAGCAAAGAUACGCACACUUUUGUCAAGGCAAUGCACAAAUGGAUCAGAAAUUCAAAGUUCAUGGUCAGAAGCUACUUACUGGACAUCAGAACAAGGAAGUCUGGAAACUAAAAUUCAGGACAUGGUUUGUGUAUAUUACAACUGGCAAUAUUUAAUCUGUUCUUGGAAACCUGGCGUAGGUGCACAUUUGGAUACCAAUUACACCUUGUUUUAUUGGUAUGAGGGCUUGGAACAUACAUCACAGUGUGUUGAUUAUAUCAAGUCUAAUGGAGUAAAUGUUGGAUGCACUUUUCCCUCUUUGGAGUCAUCAGACUAUAAAGAUUUCUUUGUCUGUGUUAAUGGAUCAUCAGAAUCCAAGCCUAUCAGAUCCAGCUAUUUCAUUUUCCAACUUCAAAAUAUAGUUAAACCUUUGCCACCAGACUAUCUUAAUCUUACUGUGAAGAAUAUAUUUGAAAUUAAUCUGAAAUGGAGCACACCUAAAGGACCCAUUCCAGCUAAGUGUUUCAUUUAUGAAAUUGUGCUCACAGGAGAUGAAACUUCCUGGAUGACCACCACAAUUGAAAAUGAAAUCCGCAUCCCGAGAACAUCAAAUGAAAGCCAACAACUCUGCUUUUUAAUAAGAAGCAAAGUGAAUAUUUAUUGCUCAGAAGAUGGACUUUGGAGUGAGUGGAGUGACGAAGAAUGCUGGAUAGUAGAUGGCGUACGGACGAAAACUAUGGUAUUUUUUGUGAUACCAUUUAUUUUUGUUUCAUUUUUUAUUUUAUUAACAACUUGUCUGCUUUUGUAUAAACAGAAAGCUGUACUGAAAAAGAUUUUUCUCACAAAAAAAGAAGCUUUUUCUCAUCAAGAGACACUAUGCUGACUUAUCAAUUUCUAGUUAUAUGGCUGAAGGUUAAAACGAGUUUUAUUAAAUGGAACUUCAAAUGUUGAUUACAUCUUACUGUAAAACUUUGUUGCAUCUAAAUAAGUUUUAAAGUACUGAAACCCUCAGCUAGUAGUAAAUUUACUGGAUUUUAUGAAGUUUUUGUUUUCCUCAUAAAUCUGUAGAGAUAGUGAUGCACAUAGAGAAGUCAAGGGAUAGGUGAAAUUUCUAUUCAAUGAUGUAUUAAUAAAGUGUUAUGAUUUUCCAACUUUC
Ictidomys tridecemlineatus (thirteen-lined ground squirrel) is the source of this 1763-nucleotide messenger RNA. RefSeq names its product interleukin 13 receptor subunit alpha 2 (gene Il13ra2). Gene Ontology annotation, biological process: cytokine-mediated signaling pathway. The record is from RefSeq and is a predicted model, not a curated record. Gene Ontology annotation, molecular function: cytokine receptor activity; protein binding. Gene Ontology annotation, cellular component: membrane; external side of plasma membrane. Lineage: Eukaryota; Metazoa; Chordata; Mammalia; Rodentia; Sciuridae.